Molecule: messenger RNA, 2651 nt
Organism: Nymphalis io (European peacock)
Lineage: Eukaryota; Metazoa; Arthropoda; Insecta; Lepidoptera; Nymphalidae
Gene: fz
Product: frizzled-7
Exons: 2
Coding region: 145-1845 (566 amino acids)
Biological process (GO): non-canonical Wnt signaling pathway; canonical Wnt signaling pathway
Cellular component (GO): plasma membrane
Molecular function (GO): Wnt receptor activity; Wnt-protein binding
Source: RefSeq, a predicted model, not a curated record
CGGAAAUAUGGCCUCUGUAUUCAGAUUUUUGUUUUUAAAAUAACAUGGCCUUUUGAUCUUGUUUUCACGAGCUUAAUAUUAAAACAUGAUAGUUUUCGUACUUUUAUAAAAAAAAAAUAUUAGUUUUACGUUGACUUUUAUAAAAUGGGAAGAGUUUUCGUUUUAUAUAUUAGUGCAUUGUUUCAGUUGUUUAUAUUAGUUAAAGGUUCAAGUGUGACGGUUUACCAAGGCGAUAGUUUACCACAACAUGGACGAUGUGAACCGAUCACAAUACAAUUUUGUCAACAGUUAAGAUAUAAUCAAACAAUUUUUCCGAACUUGCUUAACCACGCCAAACAAGAAGAUGCUGGCCUUGAUGUCCAUCAAUACACACCACUUGUAAAAGUUAACUGUUCACCUGAUCUAAAAUUCUUUUUAUGUUCGGUGUAUGCUCCUGUUUGUACUAUUUUAAAUGAAACAAUACCGCCUUGUCGUCAUUUGUGUGAAUCGGCUAGACAUAACUGCGAGGAACUAUUAACACAUUUUGGAUUGAAUUGGCCAAAAGAUUUGGACUGUUUAAGGUUCCCAGUCGUAACUGAUGAAAAUGUUGUUUGUGUAGGAGAUAAUAAUGUUACUCAUGAAUCUAGAAAGACUUCUGUGUCUAAACUUCCUAAGGUUGACUAUAAAACUAACUAUGAAAGAGAUCCCACAAAAUUGCAUGGAGCCAAAAACAUAGGUUUUGUUUGCCCUGUGCAAUUUAAAAUACCGGAAAGUUUAGACUUAGAAUACUCUCUAAAAGUUGGGGAUAAAACUGAAUACAAUUGUGGAGCUCCUUGCAAUGGAAUGUUUUUCAGUGAAGAUGAAAAAAUAUUCGCCAGAUUAUGGAUUGGUAUUUGGGCUACACUGUGUGCAAUAAGUUGUUUAUUUACUGUUAUGACAUUUUUAAUAGAUACAGACCGAUUUCGAUAUCCAGAGAGGCCAAUAAUUUUCCUAUCAGUUUGCUAUCUUAUGGUUGCUGCUGCAUAUGUGAUGGGCUGGAGUGCUAAAGACAGUGUUUGUUGUCAAGGUCCAUUUCCUUCAACCAUUAGUGGUACAAGAUUACCAAAUGUCUCCGUUAUCACUCAAGGAACUAAACAUGAACCAUGUACAAUUCUUUUCAUGGUAGUUUAUUUCUUUAGUAUGGCUUCAAGUAUCUGGUGGGUAAUAUUAACUCUUACAUGGUUUCUGGCUGCGGGUCUCAAAUGGGGACAUGAAGCUAUUGAAGCAAACUCACAGUAUUUUCAUUUGGCUGCUUGGGCAGUACCCGCCAUCAAAACAAUAUCAAUUUUAGCUAUGGGCAAAGUGGAUGGUGAUAUUUUGUCAGGGGUGUGUUAUGUGGGACUGUGGGAUGCUGAAGCUCUUAGAGGAUUUGUGUUAGCGCCAUUAUGUGCAUAUUUAGUUUUGGGCACAAUAUUUUUGUUUGCUGGUUUUGUUUCACUUUUCCGAAUAAGAACUGUUAUGAAACAUGAUGGAACCAAAACUGACAAACUAGAAAAAUUAAUGAUAAGAAUUGGUAUUUUUGGAGUACUAUACACAGUUCCAGCUCUUAUAGUAAUUGCUUGUUUAUUUUAUGAACAAGCUCAUUUUGAUAGUUGGAUGGGAACUUGGCAUCGUGAUAUGUGCUCUACUCCACUAUACUCCAUACCAUGUCCAUUUACACAUCAAGAAACUGAAAGACCUAAAUUUGAAAUGUUUAUGAUAAAGUAUCUUAUGACAAUGAUUGUUGGAAUCACAUCAAGUUUUUGGAUUUGGUCUGGAAAGACUUUAGUAUCUUGGCACCAGUUUUUCGAUAGAAUAAAAGGCAGAAGAACUGAAGCAUAUGUAUGAUAAAUAAUGAUUCUUCAUUGGUUUUAAAGAAAGUUUUAAAACAUUUAAUUGCAAAUGUUGACUACAAUUAUUAAGUAUAAUACAUUCUAUACAUAAAAUAAUGAAGAUAGCAAUUAUUAAAACCAAUGCAACUUACAUAUUGACAAAGAAAGAAACUUUUCAGGUUUAGCUUCUUUUAACUUUCUAGUAAUAAAAGAAAUCUCAAGAUUGUCAAGGCUGAUAGUGUAAAUAUGUUCAUGAACUCCUAGUUGUAUAAAAGCUAAUUUUAAUAUGUUUUUGGUUGAGAAAUCUGAAUACAUAAUUAUUAACUCCAGGAAUAUAAAGCUAUAUCUUUACAUUUCAAACAUACAUCUUAAAAUAAAAAUAUUUAUGUGUCUAUUAAAACUAUGUAUUGCUAGUUGAAGUUCUAUAAUUCUUACAUAUCAUUUUUUUUGUCAAUCAAUAUGAUAAUCAUGUGUUCGAGUUUUGAAAUAGUAUUAAUAAUCAUGAUUUUUUAAUUACUUUAUGCUCGCCAUAUUCUUUACAUUAAUUAUACAAAACAUGGAAAGGUUGAAUUUUAUAAAAAGUUUUUGAAAUAAAUAAGGUAAAUAAAUAAGCACAAAUUCUGAUUGGUAAAUUUGUAAAACUAAUUAAGCUUAAGCCAUAUGUGUUAUAACUUUAAUGAUAUAUGUACUUAAAUCUCAAAUUUAAUAAUAAGGCUGAUAAUGUAUAUACACCGAAAUGAACUCUUAGAUUGUUAUAAUAGUAACAAGUAGCACUAUGCCUCAUAGAUGUAAGUGUUUAAUAAACAGUAUUUUUAUACAUAA